UCGACUGUGCAAGCUAUGGUUAUUGUUCUAAUAAUUAAAAAAAUGAGGUAUAGGUGAUGUUCGGUCAUGGUGGAAGGAGAGGUGGAGCUACGGGAGAGAUGAGCUGAUUUUUCGCAGGGUGAGGGUGACAUAUCGGUUGGACGAGUGUGACGAUUACGAAGGCAGUUGAACAUGAUAAUUUUCAAAGUAACAGAGGAGAUGAUACGGAAACGUUCGGAGCACAACAACCUGGAGAUCUUCACCCUGGAAGAGGUGUCUUUACACCAGCAGGACAUCACACACAUUGAACUGUUGGACAAGAUGUGCCGGGACCUGAAAAUCCUGUACCUUCAAAGCAAUCUAAUCGGAAAGAUUGAGAAUGUACAACGACUAAAGAAACUCGAGUACCUCAACUUGGCCUUGAACAACGUCAAGCUGAUAGAAAACUUGGCAGGAUGUGAAUCACUCAACAAGCUCGACUUGACUGUCAAUUUCAUCUCUGAGCUGACUUGUGUGGAAAGCCUCAAAGACAACUACAACUUGAGAGAACUGUUUCUGACAGGCAAUCCAUGCAGUCGGUUUGAAGGCUAUCGCCAGUUUGUCAUUGCUACAUUGCCACAGUUAAAGACAUUAGAUGGACAAGAUGUGGAGAUUUCCGAGAGAAUCCAAGCGCAACAGGAGAUGGCACUGGGAUUGCGUGAGCGAAUAGUGGAGCUGCAGACUGAGUGUGCUGAGCAGCAGGCUGAGGACGAAGAUGAUGAAGAUGACGAGGAGGAUGAAGAGCUGCUACCUGGUGAAACGGAAGCGGACAAAGAAAAGCGGUAUUGGGAGAAGAAGACGGCUUACACGCCCAAGUCGCGUAUUGCAACACAGGCUCACCUGCGGAAAACACACGCCGACAAAGACAACCCCGAAAAGGACAAGAAGAGGAAAGUGACUACACGCGUGUUUGAGAGAGGCGGACGGAUGCUGAACAUAAACGAUGGAAAGUAUGACUUCUCAGUGGACGACUCGACGGAACCGGAUAAAGUCAUUCUUGACCUAGUGUUGCCAAGGUUUAUGGACUUGUCACUGAUUGACUGUGACAUCCAGCCAACAUAUGUACGCGUUACAGCCAAGGAGAAGGUCUUCCAGCUGGUCCUCCAGGAAGAAAUCCAACCAGACAAGAGCGAUGCCAAACGCUCCAAGGUCACGGGACACCUCGUCCUUACAAUGCCCAAGGUACGGCCGGUACUAAAAAUGAGUUCACAACGGACAGCAGUAGCGGCGGCGGCAGCCAAGUCCAAACGACAGGCAGAUAGCACAGGCCAGACACCACCUCAAAUCCAACGCCUGGAAGUUGAUACAAGUAAGCGCGUAGACAUUGCCAACAUUGUCAGCGAAAGGCAGCUCGCCAACAGUAACACAUCCACAAAGUUGACGCAGCGGCCUGCAAGGAAACCCCUCCUACAGGACCUGACAACCAGAAGUGGAAUCACAGAAAUUGAGGAUGACAACACUACAAUGGCUGAUCACCAAGACGUCAGCAGCAAAGGAGAUGGCCGCGCCAGUGGAGGCAGUGACGAUAGCGAUUUUGAGGAUGACCCCGAUGUGCCACCAUUGAUGUAACACCAAUGAAUGCUUCUCCACAGGAACUGCAUGCACAUGUACAUGUACAAUACAUGCAUGUACUGUAAGGAUCACCAACACGUUCAGCAGCUCCUGGCUCAUAAGUACGGCAACAGUAUGACAUCACCCAAUAGAUACAAUGGGAAUAUGACAUCAUCGUGAUUACCCAGUGGAUACAAUGGGACCUUGAGAAGCCAGCGCUGCUCUGACACACAGUGCUGACACUUAUUGACAAUGAGAGUUUUUUUCAGACAUCACAUAUUAAACAAAAUAUACAGA
This is a messenger RNA of Sycon ciliatum, 1866 nucleotides long. RefSeq names its product dynein axonemal assembly factor 11-like. The transcript is spliced from 15 exons. The record is from RefSeq and is a predicted model, not a curated record. The coding region runs from base 172 to 1587 and encodes 471 amino acids. Gene Ontology annotation, biological process: outer dynein arm assembly. Gene Ontology annotation, molecular function: protein binding. NCBI's taxonomy places the organism in Eukaryota, Metazoa, Porifera, Calcarea, Leucosolenida, Sycettidae. Gene Ontology annotation, cellular component: cytoplasm.